This is a messenger RNA of Bombyx mandarina (wild silkworm), 1251 nucleotides long. RefSeq lists its product as uncharacterized. NCBI's taxonomy places the organism in Eukaryota, Metazoa, Arthropoda, Insecta, Lepidoptera, Bombycidae. The record is from RefSeq and is a predicted model, not a curated record.
AUGGAAUCGUGUAAAUACAAUUUUUCGAAUUUGCCUCAGUUCAAUCCUAACGAGGAUCAGUGGAAUCAAGAAAUGCGUUCAAGCGACGGUGUGCUGCAAGUGCCUCCGAGUUCAUCUUACAAUCAUCAGGAACAGUCUAAUCAAUUCUCUACGAUACCUGCAACGGAAAACUCUAUACUCAAUAACACACAAGCUCAACAACAAGCACACGAGAAUAACAAUGCAAAUGGCGUAAAUGAUUUUAGACCUCAUGAUGUACAAGUCAGCAACACGAAUGAUGCAAAUGGGUUAUCAGCAACAGGUAUAUCGAUUGUUCCUGGUGUUCAAAACGCGACAGGUGCAAGCGCCACUUUGUUCAACGGAUUUCAGAUUUCCACCAGGUCUGGUUUUGUGGCCAAUAAUACGUCGGUGCCUCAAAGUGUCAAUAAGACGUGUGCUCGAAAUUGCUGCAAUUCCAAUUUAUGUUAUCAGCAAUUACAAAGGAACAGACUUCAGCCACCGAAUCAGCAGCUAACCUUUAUCCGCGGCCCAAACGCAGCUGACAUAUACAUAAACAACCAUCCAAAUGCGCAUAUGAAUAUGUUAAGUGUUCCGACAUGGCCUAGACAAGGUACUGGUGUUCCACAACUUGUGAAUCCAUCACAAGCAUGGAACAACAUUGCUAUAAACAAAAUUAAUAAUGGAGGCGCCAAAAAACCAAAGCGUGUGAGAACAGCAUUCACUAGCAACCAAAUGACGGAACUAGAGCAAGAAUACACUCGCACAAAAUACCUGGACCGGGCACGUCGCUUGGAGCUGGCGGAAAUCUUACAUCUCAACGAGAGGACUAUAAAAAUAUGGUUCCAAAAUAGGCGAAUGAAAGAGAAAAAGAUUUUGACGGAGCACUUAGAAGAGUCUGAAGAAACCAGCACGACUGCUUCUUCGCCAGAUUUAGGUCCGCUUCCAGUAUAUCACAACAAUACGUUCAGUGACCUAAUGUUUACUGAACGAAACCAACCAGCACAAUCUUCUUCGAUCAUGCCGAUGUAUGGGCUACAAAGGCUACUUCAGCCUCCGACAGCAAAUAGAAUCGUUGCCAGUUCAACAGGAGCUCCCGGGACAGAGCUCCAACAACUAACGUUACAAGAGUUUGAGGUUAAUCAGCCCAUUGGAAGUUCAAUGCAAGCGAGCACACCGCCCGUGCCGAAUCCCAAUAACAUGACGUGGGACUCAUCCUGGAUUCACAGUAUGAACACCGAAAACGAAUAUUGA